Molecule: messenger RNA, 1578 nt
Organism: Exophiala oligosperma
Lineage: Eukaryota; Fungi; Ascomycota; Eurotiomycetes; Chaetothyriales; Herpotrichiellaceae
Exons: 1
Coding region: 21-770 (249 amino acids)
Source: RefSeq, a predicted model, not a curated record
GGACACAACCUCGACGGACAAUGGCGGGCCUCAACCCCCUUCCACCUUCGCACGUCCACAGUACCACCCGCCUCUCGCACGCCCAAGCGCACUCCUACCUCUCUUCUUUUCUCGACCAGACGGAGAUCGACGCGGCGUACCGUCCGGACUCGACGCUCAGCGAGCGUGGCCCUCAAGCCGUCAGCACCGGCUCCAACCCCAACCUCACCUUGCACCACCUCAAGCGCAUCUUGCAGGGCAUAGAGGGGAAACAAAUCAUUUCCACUCUCGAACUCGAACCUGAUGGCGCUGGCGCUGCCGACGCCGACGCUGGAGGGGCAGCCACCACCUCCACCAAACGUCCUCACGGCGCAGACGACGACAACGCCAAAAGUGCAAAACGUCGUCAAAUCCACGACUCGGAACGAGGUCGCGCGGGUCCCACUGACGACGAGGGAGACGAACCGGCCAUAACAGCCACCGAAGACUUGGAAGACUGGCAAGACGCAGAGGAGUAUGCCCUGGCCCAGACGGAGGACAAUCUGGAUUUGACGAACGAGGAUCGACAUCCUGGCGCGGACCUGCCUGAGCCCGUCGACGCAGAGGAAGAAGCAGAACUAUUGAACGUCCAGGUUGAAGAUGACGCGGGCGCGGACUCGGACACAAACGCAAGGAAACCUUCAUCCAGUAAAAAGGACAAGGACGAAAGAAAGAAGUUGAAGAAGCAGCGCAGAAAAGAAGAAAAGACUAAGUCCGCAGAAGUCAAGAGACGACAAGCCACCAAAGACUGAAAGGAGUCGUUUUACACAUUUUAACAUCCUUUUCCUCCCUUCCUUUGGAGCGACCAAUGGCUUUGCUUUCAUCGUCCAGUAUCCUACUCUAUUGGAAAAAAGUAUAUCACCCAGACAUGCAGCUUCUCAGCAUGCAUGCGAUUUGAUGCAACGACUCAAGAUUGACAUUCGCCAAAGUCGAAAAUGCCAUCCUGUUGCAACUAUCUGUCAAGAUUGCCAGCAUGAUAACCCAGAUCAGACCAAGACAAUUGCUGGCUAGAAAGCUUGCAGUGUAUCUGUCUUAAUCCACUCCUCCAUAUCUCAUCCUUGCUGUAGACCAGCAAGACAAGGAAUUCACAAUUCUCGGUCCGUUGCUUUCACAACAUCCGCGUCCACCACUUUCUCGUCCAGCUCGACAACCUUGCCAUUGGACGAUGGUUUGGAACUUUUCCAGCCCAAGGCAGCCAGUCGCUCAGCCAAGAUGGGAUGGCUGUAAUGGUAGCUAGCAUACAUCCAGUCCGCGUCCAUUGUGCUGAGAUUCUGGACUUGGAGCUUGAUUAAACUCCUCGCCAGUUCCUUUUGGAAACCAAGGUCGACUGCAAAUUUAUCGGCUUCGAACUCGAACUUACGAGAGAGGACAUUCAUCAAGAGUUUUACAACAGCAUCCAUUGGACUCAAGGCAUCAGAGAAGAGAAUGAAUCCGAUGAUGAUAGGGUGCGAGUUGUGGAAUCCAAAGGACGAGUACAAAGAAUUGUUGUCGAUGAAGACGCUGAACAGGGCAAAGAUGUAGAACAUGUGGAACUAAGACAUGAUUAGUCAAUGAGAUAGG